GGGAUGCUGGAGCUGAAGCCGAGCUCUCCCCUCAUCCUCAAGGGCAGGAACCUGCUCCCACCAGCUGCUGGUAACUCCCGCCUGAACUACACGGUGCUGAUCGGAGACACUCCCUGUACCCUGACUGUCUCCGAGACCCAGCUCCUCUGCGAGUCCCCCAACCUCACCGGCCAGCACAAAGUGACGAUCAAGGCUGGAGGGUUCGAGUUCUCCCCGGGGACGCUGCAGAUCUAUUCCGACAGCCUGCUCACCCUGCCCGCCAUCAUCGGGAUCGGCGGCGGGGGUGGUCUGCUCCUCCUCAUCAUCAUCAUUGUCCUCAUUGCCUACAAGCGCAAGUCCCGGGACGCUGACCGGACCUUGAAACGCCUCCAGCUGCAGAUGGACAACCUGGAGUCCCGGGUAGCCCUGGAGUGCAAAGAGGCCUUCGCUGAGCUGCAGACUGACAUUAACGAGCUGACCAACGACCUGGACGGGGCUGGCAUCCCCUUUCUGGAUUACCGCACCUAUGCCAUGCGAGUUCUCUUCCCAGGGAUAGAGGACCACCCUGUGCUGAAGGAGAUGGAGGUCCAGGCGAAUGUGGAGAAGUCCUUGACCCUCUUUGGGCAGCUUCUGAACAAGAAGCACUUCUUGCUGACCUUCAUCCGCACUCUGGAGGCUCAGCGGAGUUUCUCCAUGCGGGACCGUGGCAACGUGGCCUCCCUCAUCAUGACGGCGCUGCAGGGUGAGAUGGAGUACGCCACGGGUGUGCUCAAGCAGCUCCUUUCCGACCUCAUUGAGAAGAACCUGGAGAGUAAGAACCACCCCAAGCUGCUCUUGCGGAGAACGGAGUCGGUGGCAGAGAAGAUGCUGACGAAUUGGUUCACGUUUCUACUGUACAAGUUUCUGAAG
This is a messenger RNA of Phaethon lepturus (White-tailed tropicbird), 888 nucleotides long. RefSeq names its product plexin-A1-like. The transcript is spliced from 6 exons. Gene Ontology annotation, molecular function: semaphorin receptor activity. Gene Ontology annotation, cellular component: semaphorin receptor complex. NCBI's taxonomy places the organism in Eukaryota, Metazoa, Chordata, Aves, Phaethontiformes, Phaethontidae. The annotation marks the transcript as partial. The record is from RefSeq and is a predicted model, not a curated record. Gene Ontology annotation, biological process: semaphorin-plexin signaling pathway involved in axon guidance; negative regulation of cell adhesion; positive regulation of axonogenesis.